AUAUCAAAAAAACCUUUGAACUAUUUGUUUUAAUAAGCAAAAAAAUAAUAUAAAUUGAUUCUGUACCUUUCAGACAAAUCUAGUCUUCCAGAGUUAAAAAGGAUACUUCUAAGGGAAGAAAUAUGUUGUCAUUAUUUUGCCUCGUUUUAGUUUGUGGUGGCGCCUUGGCUGCACCAUCUGGAAACCAGUACAUGGAUAAUGUACUUCACACAACUCUUCAGAAUGUUAUAAAAAGUGAAAAGUUGGAUCCUACGCAUCUUCCUGACUACACUUUUGAGUAUACAGAUAAAAUCUUCUUUACAAAAGUUCACGGGAAAGCUGAAUACAGCGAAGGUUCUCUGAGUGGAUUGUCUCAAGUUAUAAGGAUUUCAGAAUGCCAGGGACCAACCAACAUAUCUUCUGUCACAGUAAUCAAUUGCACUCUAUCCUUCAAUAUGUUACAAACCAGUUACAAAGGACGAGUAAAGUAUGGAGUUCUUCCUAAAGUAACCAUUGACGCUAAUGGCAACACCUCCAAUGCAAUUGUAGAUGUUUCAGUUUCCAAAGCUUUGCACGAUAGUAAAGCUACUUUGAGGUCAUACAAAGUCCGUCAAGUUCGAAGAUUAGAUACACAUUUUACUGGAUUAGGUCCUCUUAACAAACAGAUGAAAGUUCUUGAAGAAAACUACAAGGGCCGGGUGACACAAGAGGUGAUCAAUGUUGUUCAGAACAGAUUCCAGUAUGCCCUUAACUUAGCUGUUGGACAAGUGCCAAUGCCUCUUCGUUAAAAAUAGUUUUAUGCCAAAAAGCAUUUUAUAAUAGACUUAUAUUUUGUAUCACUUCAAAUUGUUUGCAAAAUAAAUUUUUUUCAAUAA
Parasteatoda tepidariorum (common house spider) is the source of this 854-nucleotide messenger RNA. RefSeq lists its product as uncharacterized. NCBI's taxonomy places the organism in Eukaryota, Metazoa, Arthropoda, Arachnida, Araneae, Theridiidae. The record is from RefSeq and is a predicted model, not a curated record.